AGCAACGGAGGGUAGGAGGGAAAGGGAGAGAGGGAGAGAGGAUUGGGAAGGAAGGAAGGAAGGACUGAGAGGCUCCGUCUGGAGCAAAGUCCGGGAGGAUGAAGGCUCCGCUGUGCCUCUGCCAGAUUUGCACCUGCGGAGAAAGGUUUGGCAGAAUGUAUAAAACUGAAAGAGAGAAAAAGGAGGAGAGAGAGAGACAAAGAGAACGCAGGGAGAAUGAUGACUGGUUGACUUCUUUCUGAUGUCACAAUUCACCGCAUCUCAAACAACAAAUCUUCCUUUGACAACUGCUGCAGGACAAGCAAGCAGAAAAGGAGGUGAGACCAUUUUGAUUAAGGAUGUUCUAACUUUUAGGUGUAGAAUAAAAUUUUAAGAUACUAGAUAAAUACGGUGGUAGAAAGUUUGCCAGGAUCUUAGGACUGCAAGACCAGCGCUGGAAAAGUGAAAUUGAGUUUCAGAUUCCCAUAUGCAUUAAAAGUAGGGUUGCCAUAAUUGUCCACUAUUACCAGGGACAAAAUGUAGGACAAAUAUCAGACCCCCUUUCACAAUAUUCUUUUGAUGAAUAGAAAACUAUGUCCUGACUCUUCUGAGUCCCAUCCACCAAGUGGUCACUUUCAUCCACCAGUGGACCACAGUUUCUAGAUCUGCCUCCAUUUGGGUGGGUUAUAGUAGUUACUGACAAAGGAACUUGUUGAAUGGCUACAACCCUGAGUGUUCACCUCACAAAAGGUACAACAGUCCUUUACAAUAUCUCACCUAAAGAGGGGCAGUUUUUAACCUAUCCAGUAGCUUUUAACAGAGGGAAGGAUUUAACCUACUCUGAUCGGUCAUUUGUUUGUUCCUUCCAUAUACAGAAGAGCAAAUACUUGCUGAACAUAUUAUUGAUGCCAUUUCUCUUUUUAGACGUUUUACUGAACCAGUGAAGUUUUGCUCAUUUGUUUUGCUAAUAAAUUUCUACUGAGCCCUUCAAGGAUUCUUCUCUCCGCCAGCAUUAGGAAACCAAGGCCGCUGGGGGAGUAGAAAUCCCUUCCAAAUAUUACUGUAUGUCCAAAUGUGUACAUUCUUUCCAAAAGCGCAGCAUCUUUUGGAGCGGGAAUUUGCUAUACCAACUUUUGCACAAACAAACAAGAAAUAUGUAAGGUGGACUUAUAUCUGCGUAUACCACUAAAAGGAUGCCACCUCAUGUGUGUGUUUCAUAUCUGUUUGUAUAACUUCAAAAAAUUGCAGUGUCUUAAGGUAGGUUGGAGUCUAAUUCUGUUUUAGAGUAAAGGAAAUGAUAGAAUCCUGGACUGUGAAGUGGGAUGUUUGCAUUUAGAAUGGUCUCCCGGGUAAAUUCUCUGCAUGUUGCAAACUAACACAUGACAGGAAAGGGAACAGAUCAUUUCCUGAUGCCUUCUUUGAAAUGAAUUUGGGAGAAUUUGGAUGUUCAUUUUUCUCAGCUAUGUAACUCCAGUUAGAUGGUACCUUAAUCCUCUGGCCAGGACAAUGGUUAGUCAGGGGGAUUUGUUCUGUGCCUGUGACUUAUGGCAACCUUAAGGCGACCCUAUCACAGGGUUUUUUUGGCAAGAUUUGGUCUGAGUGGGUUCGCCUUUGCCUCCCUCGGAGGCUGAGAGAGUGUGACCUGCCCAAGGCCACUCAGCAGGUCUGCAUGCCCAAUCAGAGAUUUGAACCCUGAUCUCCAGUCAUAGUACAAUGCUCAAACCACUAGACCAUGGUUGUAAAUGUUUCAGAGAUAUCUAAACAUGCAUCAAAAAGCCCCCACACACACAGCACCUAGAAGGAAGUGGAGGGCAUUGGGAGCCAAAAUAAUUUUGGUAGGGUUGUUGUUUUUUGCAUUAGGUGAGGUGAGAAGGUGCAACAACUCCAAGGUCUGCCAGGGAGCUAAUAAUGUGACCCCUCCCAAACAUCCCACAGUUGCCCAUCUCUCGAUUGUAUUUCAGGAGGCAUAAAUAUAAUAAUAUACAUAGCUUUCUCUUGAAAGCUAUUAUAGUACUUUAUUUGAAGUUUCAAGAAAUGUCUCAACUCUGGCUCUUGCAACCCAGUUAUAAUAAAAGACCUACUAUUGCAUUGUCUUUAGAGAUGUGAAGGCAAAGGGCAGGGGAUGAAAAUUAAGGUUGUGAUUCUUUUCUGAGGAAAAUAGGGGGGGAAAUGAAAAAAUGGAUUUUGAAAUAUUUUCUUUCAGAAUGAUUAAGAAACUAUGUAAGAAAAAGUGUUCAUAUAUUGGUUCCCUCAAAAUUAUUGCUAAAAACUAUAUAUAACAGGAAGACUUUUAUGUAAGACAAUGCACAGCGUCUCAUCAUUGCAAUUUCUGGUCUUGGUAUCCUCUUCUCGGUUCAUUUUUACAGGAAUGAAUGUUUCAGGUCUAUUUGACACUAUGGAAGACUAGAAGAGACAAAAUAAUGGUGUGUUUUACUAAUGCAUUUGAUUUAUUCUGUUUUUAUUGCUUUCUGCCUAUUCCUAAUAAAGUGGCAGAACCAAAGAAGUUCCAUACAAUUCAGAACAUUGAAGUUAGGAAAUUCAGCAUAACUGAACUGCGCUUGUAGUAUACCAGGCAAAGCUGUACAACUGUGUAAUGUUAUGUAUAUAAUAUAUUUUAAUGUUCUUAAAGUAACAAAAUGAUUUUCAGACUUUAAAGGAUGCUAAUAUCACUGUUUAAACAAUGUUUGCCCACUCUCUCCAUUUUCCCCAUAACAACUAGAAAAGAAAUACUCCAAAAUGUUGCUGCGGCUUCAGCAUUUCUGGCAAUUGUAUCUCUCUAAUUAUCUGUGAUCAGUGCUUUCUUCCUUUGUCUUUUCUUGUUAUUAAAUCUCAGGCGCCAUCGGUGCCCUCAUAAUCCGACAAGGAUUUAUGACCAUGGCGGAGAGGAAAGCCCGAUGACUGAAUAUAUUGACAAGUUCCCUGUAUAUGGCAAUGUCCCUCCUCCCCAGAGUCUCAAGCCCAAGCAGGAAUAUCAAACCCAUGGCGGGAAAAUGGAAGGCAUCUCAACUUUCAAGUCUGACUAUCUUCCGUAUGAAGUGGCAAAUCGGCCUAUUCGGCCCCAAGAGGAGUACAAACCCAUGCCUGGAAAUAUUGACCUGGGGACCACUUAUAGAAGAGAUUAUAACGCUCACAAAGUACAACCAGUGAUACUAGUAAAACCUGUUGAAAGGAACUAUGUUAGAGGAGGCAAACUAGAUACCAUACCCACUUACCAAGCUGACUAUAGGGCUUGGGAAGUUCAAAAAAGGGAUUCCCAUAAAGUGGAGAACAUCUAUCAUCCUCCUACUGAAAAGUUUGGAAACACCACUACCUUUCAGGAUGCCUUCUUCCCUAGGGAAAUCACUUUCCAAAGAAGUUUUAAGCCUACGGUUGUGACCAAACUUUCAGACCAACCUUUUACCAGCAUUACAAGCCACCGCAGUGAUUUUGUUCCCCACCAACUAGAACCUAAAUUUCAAAGGUCGAAAGAGGAGUACAAGCCAAACAGCCAGCCCUUUGACGACACCACAACCCAUCGUCGCGAUUUUAGAGGGCUUGCUGGUGAACUUCCAAAAAGCUUCAAGCCUGAACAGUCUAAAGUGGAGAUAAAGUCUCAUUUUGAUGGAAUCACGGAGUUCCGUGAACGUUUUCAACCCUGGGCAGUUUCCUUACCUGAAGUCCGCAAAGCCAAAGAGUACAUCCCACCCACUGGUAACAUGGAUCUAAACUCCACAAGCCAUCUUGAUUAUAUUCAGCAUAAUAUCACUCCAGUUGUCAUCAUGAAACCAUUAGAAAAGAGCAGAAGAAAUAAUGCUCCCUUCCAGGGCAAUACAACCAUGAGGGAGGCCUUUCAAGCUUGGGAUAUUUGUCGACCAGAAAUUGUCAAGCGGACUCAAGAAAUGCCAAAACCCUCUGCAAAAUUUGAUGGUAUGACCACCUUCAGAGCUCACUAUAUACCACACAAUGUAGUUCCAAGUCAGAGCUGCAAGCCUGCGAAGGUGGCGCCUGUAUCUAGCUCAGUACCUUUUGAAGACAAAACCAUGUACCGUACUGAAUACACGCCAAAGAAACAAGAGAUCUGCCCAGCAACGUAUCCAUCUCCUCCAGGAUAUGUCUUUGUCAACACUGAUUCUCGUGGUCAUAAAUUCUUCCGCAGAGUCACCCCAGAUACCCAUAAGAUUGCCCAUGAAAAUGGUAAUCAUAUUCCAAAAGAAAUAGCAGUUAUAGCAUAACUCAUAGUUCUAGUAGUUUGCUCAUAAGCAUACUGGAAAUUAGUGUGCGGAGGGUAACUACUACAAUCGAUCUAAAGAUUCUAAAUAAUCACAAUGAUUUUAAGGUUUUGUGGAAUCAAAAAUUACUAAGCGUAUAUAAGAUUCAUGAUGAAAACUGGUUGUUAGUAAAAUGUGUGUCAGUAUUUCUGUGAAAUUUCUUUAAUUGGACCUUGUGAUAUGUAUUCAUUUUAACAAGAUAAUACCUUUCCAGCAAUAUGUUUGAAAUCAAUUGUUAAUAUAAGUACUGUUGAAGUUCAUGAUUUGAAUAAAAUUAUGUACUGUUCUUAUAA
This is a messenger RNA of Sceloporus undulatus (fence lizard), 4519 nucleotides long. RefSeq names its product stabilizer of axonemal microtubules 2 (gene SAXO2). Bases 2874 to 4190 code for a protein of 438 amino acids. The record is from RefSeq and is a predicted model, not a curated record. Gene Ontology annotation, cellular component: centriole; cytoskeleton; ciliary basal body. Lineage: Eukaryota; Metazoa; Chordata; Lepidosauria; Squamata; Phrynosomatidae. Gene Ontology annotation, molecular function: microtubule binding. The transcript has 4 exons. Gene Ontology annotation, biological process: microtubule anchoring.